Molecule: messenger RNA, 1427 nt
Organism: Mus pahari (shrew mouse)
Lineage: Eukaryota; Metazoa; Chordata; Mammalia; Rodentia; Muridae
Gene: Mrm2
Product: mitochondrial rRNA methyltransferase 2
Exons: 3
Coding region: 33-773 (246 amino acids)
Biological process (GO): RNA methylation
Cellular component (GO): mitochondrion
Molecular function (GO): rRNA (uridine-2'-O-ribose)-methyltransferase activity
Source: RefSeq, a predicted model, not a curated record
CGGCGGCCGGAGGAAACCACCAGCAAGCAGCAAUGGCUGGGUAUCUGAAGCUGGUAGGCGUUCCCCUUAAGGUUCGGAGGUUACAUACAGCAGUGUGUCACUACAGGGGCCGGACUGGCGCCGAGCACUUGUGGCUCACGCGGCAUCUCAAGGACCCGUUUGUGAAGGCCGCAAAGAUGGAAAGUUACCGCUGCCGCAGCGCCUUCAAGCUCCUGGAGAUGAAUGAGAAGCAUCAGAUCCUGAGGCCCGGUCUCCGGGUGCUGGACUGCGGGGCAGCUCCGGGAGCCUGGAGUCAGGUGGCAGUGCAGAGCGUCAACGCUACGGGCGCAGAUUCCAGCUCUCCUGUGGGCUUCGUGCUUGGGGUCGAUCUUCUUCACAUAUUCCCUUUGGCGGGAGCAACUUUUCUAUGCCCCGCUGAUGUGACUGACCCCAGAACUUUCCAGAGAAUUCUAGAACUGCUUCCCAGAAGGAGAGCAGAUGUGAUUCUGAGUGACAUGGCACCGAAUGCCACGGGGAUCAGAGGCCUCGAUCACGACAAGCUCAUCGGUUUGUGCCUUACCCUUGUGGACAUGGCUGUGGACAUCCUGCAUCCCGGAGGGACACUGCUGUGUAAAACCUGGGCCGGAAGUAAAAGCCACUUGCUGCAGAAGAGACUGACCCAGGAAUUCCAGAGCACAAGGGUGGUGAAACCAGAGGCCAGCAGGAAAGAGUCUUCGGAGGUGUACCUGUUAGCCACGCAGUACCGUGGGGGGAAGGGCCCCAGGAGGCCGUGAGUCUGCCCUGCCAUUCUGGGAGUACUUCCGGAGGAGCGUGGAUCCAAGCUGCCUUGUGGAUAUGCCAGCACCCCAAGGCACCUCUGCUUUUUAAGAGAAACAAAUAUAUUCAAGGGCUGUGAAAAAGUGCUAAGAAUGGGUACUCACUAUGGCUCAGUGAGUAAAGGGGGAUUGCUGCUAAGCCUGACAGUCUGAGUGCAGUGUCCGGGACCCCAGAGCAGCGAGAGACCCAACCCCACGUGCACACACACACACGCAGGCUGCACACAAUAUGAACAAAUAUAUUGGUACUGUUAGUUUUUGGCAAUUUGUCUGGGAAGAAAGAAUCUGGCUGUGGAAUCCCUCCAUCGGCUCACAGGCCGAGCCAGGGAGACAUUGAUGAGUGACUGACAUGGCAGGGCCCAGCCCUGUGGGGGUGCUGCCACCCCUUGGCAGGUGAACCUGAGUUGUAUGAGAAAGUGGGGUGAGCAAGACUGAGGAGCAAGCCAGUAAGCCGUACCCCACUCCCCAACUCCAGUGGCUGCCUCCAGGUUCCCGCCCUGCGAGCCCACUUUGAUUUCCUUCAGUUAUGGACUAUGGUUGGCAUGAGUGAGGCAAAGAGACCCUUUGCUUCCAAGGCUUUUAAAUGCUGAAAACAAAGCCGUCUUCUCUAUC